UGAUGCCUCCUCCUAAUGCUGCAUGCAGACCCUAGUCCUGCUCCACUGCAGAGACUGGAGGGAGGGGAUCCAGGACCUCUAUCAUUACAAUGUGGCUUAUUUUGCAGGGGGAAGAUCACAUUUGAACCCUGACGCUUCUUCCUACAAGUGCUUCCAAUGUUGGGAUUCUAUUUAUUUAUUCCCCUUGUCUUCUGAUUUCAUCUGAUGGCUUUGCUGCAUGCCGGAUGCUGGAUGAGCCUUGUGCUAUAAGAAUCCCUUAUUUUUGGGGGGAUUGCUUUUUCGGGAAAAUUAGAAAGGAUUAUAUUAUAUAUAUUUUUAUUUCUUGUAGAAAAUGGAGAGUGAUAUAUUUACUCCCAUCUUGGAAAAUUUUAUGAGCAGCCCUCUGGUGAGCUGGAUCAAGACUUUCGGAGUUCUGGUCAAAGGAAAAGGAACCUUGUUGGAUGAAUAUGUGGCUUUGGUGGACGGCGUGUUCCUCAAUGAGGUCAUGUUCCAGAUAAAUCCUAAAGCUGAUAUUCAAAGAAUAUACAAAAAGAUCAAUAAUGAUGCUACCCUGAGGAUACAAAAUGUGUCAGUUCUGGUGAAACAAAUCAAAUCGUACUACCAGGAAUCUUUACAGCAGUUGGUUAUGAUGUCUUUGCCGAAUGUUUUAACUAUUGGCAAAAAUCCAUUUUCUGAACAAGGUACAGAAGAAAUGAAGAAGAUGUUGCUUCUUAUGCUGGGCUGUGCAGUUCAGUGUGCAAGAAAAGAAGAAUUUAUUGAUAAAAUACAAGACUUGAAUUUUGACACAAAAGCAGCUGUUGCAGCUCACAUCCAAGAGGUAACUCAUAAUCCAGAGAAUGUGUUGGACCUGCAGUCCAUGGACUCUACUGACAUCUCCCCAGAUGAUCUGGAAUCAUUACUGAAAAACGUAGCUUUCCACUUAAAGAGACUGGUGGAUGAAAGAGAUGAACAAUCAGAGACAAUUAUCGAGCUGACAGAAGAGAGGGACUCCCUUCAUUUCACACCUCUGCCAGCAUUGGCUCAGUCUCCCUCUGGAUCGCCCAGCAUGAGGAGGACGGAGAGCAGACAGCACCUGUCAGUGGAGCUGGCAGACGCCAAGGCUAAAAUAAGAAGGCUGAGGCAGGAGCUGGAAGAGAAAACGGAACAAUUUCUGGAUAGUAAGCAGGAGGUAGCCCAGUUGGAAGCAGAGCUCAAGAGACUGCAGCAGGAGAACAUGAAUUUGGUGGCUGAUGCCAGAUCUGCCCGCAUGUACAGGGAUGAGCUGGACGCACUCAGGGAAAAAGCUGUCCGAGUUGACAAGCUUGAAAGUGAAGUCAGUCGGUACAAAGAACGGAUGCACGACAUUGAGUUUUACAAGGCCAGGGUAGAGGAGUUAAAAGAAGACAAUCAGGUGCUUCUAGAAACAAAAAUAAUGUUGGAAGACCAGUUGGAGGGGGCACGAGCUCGCUCUGAUAAACUGCAUGAGCUAGAGAAGGAGAACAUACAGUGCAAAGCUAAAAUCCAUGACAUGGAGAUGGAGCGGGAUUUAGACAGGAAAAGAAUUGAGGAGCUGAUGGAGGAAAACAUGUCUCUAGAAAUGGCUCAGAAGCAAAGCAUGGAUGAGUCGUUACAUCUUGGCUGGGAACUGGAACAGCUGUCUAAAACCAGUGAUCUCCCGGAAACACCACAAAAGUCACUGGGACAUGAAGUGAAUGAGCUGACCUCCAGCCGGCUGCUUAAAUUAGAGAUGGAAAACCAAACUUUGCUGACCACAGUGGAAGAACUGAGGAAAGCAAUGGGCUCCACAGAGGGUGCGAAUGCCAAAAUCCUGAAAAUGGAAAAAGAAAACCAAAGACUAAGCAAGAAGCUUGAGAAAAUAGAAGCGGAAUUAAUUCAUGAGCGACAGACCAUUGAGAGCAGCCAACAAAUGAGUGAUGACCUUAUGAAGGAAAAGUCACAGCUGGAGAAGAUCAUAGAGACGCUGCGUGAGAACUCAGAGAGACAGAUCAAAGGGCUGGAACAAGAAAAUGAGCAUUUGAACCAAACCAUCGCGUCCUUGAGGCAACGUUCCCAGAUUGGUGCUGAAGCCAGAGUAAAGGAUAUAGAAAAGGAAAAUAAGAUCUUGCAUGAGUCCAUCAAAGAAACAAGUAGCAAACUAAAUAAGGUGGAGUUUGAAAAGAAGCAGCUCAGAAAAGAACUUGAACAUUUUAGGGAAAAGGGAGAAAGAGCUGAGGACUUGGAAAAGGAACUGCAUCGGGUAGAAAAAGAAAAUGAACAGCUACAGAAGAAGAUCACCAGCUUAAACAUUGUCAGUGAAAAGGCAGAGUCCUUGGAACAAGAAAAUGUUGGGUUAGAAAUAGAAAACCGUAAGCUAAAAAAAACAUUGGAUGGUCUCAAAAAUCUCAAGUAUCAGAUGGAAUCAUUAGAGAAGGAGAACUCACAGCUUGAAGAAGAGAACUUGGACCUCAGGCGGAUGGUUGAGUCACUGAAGAGCACAAACAUUAGGGUAGCCCAGCUGGAGCUAGAAAACAAAGAGCUAGAAAAUGAGAAAGGCCAACUAAAGAAAGGUAUGGACCUCAUGAGAGCAUCUUGCAAGAAAACUGAGCGUUUAGAAGUCAGUUACCAAGGGCUUGACACGGAGAACCAAAGGCUGCAAAAGGCUCUGGAAAAUAGCAAUAAAAAAAUUCAGCAGCUGGAAACUGAGCUUCAGGAGCUAGAGACGGAAAAUCAGACCUUGCAGAAGAACCUGGAAGAGCUAAAAAUCUCCAGCAAGAGACUGGAACACCUAGAAAAAGAGACUAAGCUUUUGGAGCAGGAGACCUGUCAGCUAGAAAAGGACAAGAAGCAACUUGAGAAAGAGAACAAAAGGCUGCGCCAGCAGGUCGAGAUUAAAGAAAUCACGUUGGAGGAGAAUAACGUGAAGAUCUCCAAUUUAGAGAGGGAAAAUAAAUUACUUUGUAAAGAAACAAAUGCAUUUAAAGAGUCAUGUGCAAGGCUCAAAGAACUGGAAAAAGAGAACAAGGAACUUGUGAAGAGAGCAACUAUUGAUAAAAGAACACUAAUCACACUAAGAGAGGACCUGGUGAAUGAAAAGCUGAAAACCCAGCAAACAAAUAAUGAGCUGGAAAAACUAGCCCAUGAGCUAGAAAAGAUAGGCCUAAAUAAAGAGCGUCUCUUACAGGAUGAGCAGAACAGUGAUGACAGAUAUAAGCUUUUGGAGUCCAAAUUAGAAUCCACGUUAAAGAAGUCUCUUGAAAUAAAGGAGGAAAAAAUUGCCUCACUUGAAGCCCGGUUAGAAGAAUCGACUAAUUUCAAUCAACAACUACGCCAAGAACUAAAAACUGUGAAGAAGAAUUAUGAAGGACUUAAGCAGCGACAAGAGGAGGAGAAGUUGACACAGAGCUCACUUUCUAAGCCUGGAGAGGACAGUGUACCCAUCCCUAAAUGGGAGCGAGAGAGCCAGGAGACCACAAGGGAGCUGCUGAAGAUCAAAGAUCGCCUGAUAGAAGUCGAGAGAAAUAAUGCUACUCUGCAGGCAGAAAAGCAAGCACUGAAAACUCAGCUGAAACAACUGGAAAAUCAAAACGACAACUUACAAGCACAAAUUCUGACUCUUCAAAAACAAACCAUUUCACUGCAGGAGCAAAACACAACUCUACAGACACAAAACGCCAAACUGCAGGUUGAAAACUCUACUCUCAACUCUCAGAGCACCUCAUUAAUGAACCAAAAUUCUCAGCUCCUCCUUCAGCAGUCUAGCUUAGAAACAGAGAACGAGUCUUUGGUAAAGGAGAGAGAAGAGCUGAAAUCGAUGUACGAUUUGUUGGUAAAAGACCAUGAAAAGCUGGCACAGGUUCAUGAUCGCCAAGCAGGAGAGUAUGAAUCGCUCAUCUCUAAACAUGGCAACCUAAAGUCUGCACAUAAAAAUCUGGAGGUGGAACACAAAGAUCUCGUAGACCGAUACAACCAGCUGCUGAAACAGAAAGUGCAGUUAGAGGACCUGGAAAAGGCUUUAAAGGAGGAGCAGGGGAAAAUGGUGCAGGAGAAUAAGCAGCGUGAAAUGUUAGCUUCUGACUAUCAAAGACUCACUGAAGAGCAUGAGAGACUUAACCACACAUACAGACAACUGUUACGGGAGAAUGAAAGCCUGCAAAGUGACCAUAAAAAUCUGAAAAGUUUGCUAAACAAUGGAAAAUUGGAGCAGACCCGAUUAGAAGUGGACUUUUCCAAACUAAAGGAGGAGUUUCAAAAGUUGGAUAUCGAAUCCACAAAACUAAAUAACCAAUGUGAGCUUUUAGGGCAAGUAAAAGGGAACUUGGAAGAAGAGAAUAGACAUUUGACAGACCAGAUACAGACAUUAAUGUUGCUGAACAAAACGUUGCUGGACCAGAGUAUGGAGAGCAAAGAUCUUUUUCAGAUUGAACAAAGACAGUACAUGGACAGGUUAAAUGAACUCAGACGACAAAAAGAAAAACUAGAAGAAAAGAUAAUGGAUCAGUACAAGUUCUAUGAGCCAUCGCCUCCAAGAAGGAGAGGAAACUGGAUAACUUUAAAGAUGAGGAAGCUGAUCAAGUCCAAGAAAGAUGUCAACCGUGACCGCCUAAGGUCUCUUACACUCACGCCUUCCCGAUCGGAAUCCAGUGAAGGGUUUCUGCAGUUACCUCCCCAGGACAGCCAAGAUAGCUCAUCUAUAGGUUCAAAUUCACUUGAGGAGGGGCAUCCACUUGGGGCCAAAAAAAGCAGCACACUGAAAAGACUGCCUUUUAUGAGGAACCGACCGAAGGAUAAAGACAAAAUGAAGGCCCUCUACCGCCGCUCUGUGUCCAUGAAUGACCUGGUCCAGUCCAUGGUCCUGGCAGGUGGACAGUGGACAGGUAGUGCUGAAAAUCUGGAGGGUCCUGAUGAAAUUCCCACGGGCAAAAGAAGGAAAGAUUUGGGAACUAUGGCCUUCUCCACAACCGCCAUCAACUUUUCAACAGUCAACCAAGCUAGGAGCUUCAGAACCAAGCAGAUACCUAAAAGUAAAGAUGGUGCUUCGUAUGAGGAUGUCAGUGGGCAUGGUGCAAGUGAUGAUUCUUAUAGUUGUUCCAUCGUUCCUGCUCCCAGACCAGCCAGCCUUGAUAGUGGCAGGACAUCCCUUAGUAAUAGUAAUAAUAAUGCUUCACUCCAUGAAGUGACAGGUACCACUCAGAGUAGGUCCCAGAGCCACAGCAGUGGAGAUUUUGGUUUGCAUCAUGACAAUGAAGUGUGGUCCGGCAGCAGUAGUCCAGUCCAGUAUUUUGGCCAGCGUUUGAAAAAGUCUGCUGCAUCCAGCCCCAUGCUGAGACUCAGAUCAUGUGAUGGAGCAGAAUGCCUUGCCCAGUCGAAGAAGAGGCUAGGGUCACCAGGAAGUGAGAUGGUCUCCCUCAAGCAAUUCUUAGAAGAAAGCAGCAAGCUCACUGUAAGCCAGAUUCGGUCUGGAAGCCAGGAAAACCUUCUAGACGAAGUCAUGAAAAGUUUGUCUGGCUCCAUUGAAUUAUCAGGAUUACAGUCUCCUUCACAGCUGUCUCCUGGCCUAGCAAUGGGUGACAGAAAGACUGGAAAAACAGAGCAGUGUGCACGACUCAACACUCGGAAAACAGAGGAGAAUAUGCGAUUCACAUUCCCUGUAGGGACGGUCACACAAUCCAUAGAUGGAGACACUGCUCUAAGUCCAGGAAGUGUGUGUACACAACGACAAACAACUAAAGAGCCCAGCCAAUACGCCACCUUACCUCGUGCUAGCAGUGUUAUCUCCACUGCUGAGGGAACCACACGUAGGACAAGUAUUCAUGAUUUUUUAUCCAAAGACAAUAGGUCACCUGUAUCAGUUGAUCCAUCUCCGACACGGGAAGAUGCUCCAUCUUUAUUGAAUGUGGAGGCAACACCAGAGAUCAGGCUUUCAAAAAGCAGGUCUAGGGAGCAGCAAAUCCCUUAAUUUAGUGACCCUGUUCAAGUGAUAUCCCAAGUGAGCGAAAAGUGUCCUUCAGUUUGUCAUUGCGAAGUUUCCAUUUCUGAAGUCACAGGACCUCCCGCCAUGCCAAUUUCUUUAUCAGAGAAUUUAGUUGCAAGCAUUCAGCACUAGAGCUGGAGAUGAAUUGACACCUUCCUUCCUUGAAUCAAGGAGUUCAGUUGGAAAGAAAUGCAAAAAAAAUAAGUACAUUUUUAAAAAGCCCACAAACGCAACAGGAGUAAUAUGAUUUUUCUUUCUGCACUUUGCACUGUGGUUGUAUCGCAUUGUCCUUCUCAGGAUGGACCUUCAAGCACUCGUGGAAGCAAACUGUAUCAAUCCAAUUUCAGAAUCCUGAUCAUU
This is a messenger RNA of Nanorana parkeri, 6310 nucleotides long. It is a transcript of the gene CCDC88A, whose product is annotated as coiled-coil domain containing 88A. Gene Ontology annotation, molecular function: microtubule binding; dynein light intermediate chain binding. The coding region runs from base 332 to 5935 and encodes 1867 amino acids. The record is from RefSeq and is a predicted model, not a curated record. Gene Ontology annotation, cellular component: cytoplasm; centrosome. Gene Ontology annotation, biological process: cytoskeleton-dependent intracellular transport; cytoplasmic microtubule organization. Lineage: Eukaryota; Metazoa; Chordata; Amphibia; Anura; Dicroglossidae. The transcript has 33 exons.